Messenger RNA from Octodon degus (degu), 2926 nucleotides. RefSeq names its product cyclin dependent kinase inhibitor 1C (gene Cdkn1c). Lineage: Eukaryota; Metazoa; Chordata; Mammalia; Rodentia; Octodontidae. Bases 1568 to 2632 code for a protein of 354 amino acids. Gene Ontology annotation, biological process: regulation of cell cycle. The transcript is spliced from 4 exons. Gene Ontology annotation, cellular component: nucleus. Gene Ontology annotation, molecular function: cyclin-dependent protein serine/threonine kinase inhibitor activity. The record is from RefSeq and is a predicted model, not a curated record.
GAGAAAAAUAAAGUUACUACCUUUGGUUCCAUCAGGAGCCAAGAAUGGCAUUUCACCUUGUCCUUUGCCUGUCUUGUUCAGUUUACUGUCUUUGCUUCCAAAUGCUGGAAAGCUUCCCUGUGGCCCCACUUUCCAGUUAGCACUCCCUGGGGAGUCCUGCAAGCAUCCUACCCCAAGAAAUGCUGGGGUGGAUGGGCUUCACUUUCUCUCCUUCAGAAGGGAAGCCUCUUUGCCAGGGCCUGAGGGCUGUGCAAGACCCUCUUAGAGGGCUGGCAGUCCUUGUUCCACCCGCACCCCAGGGGUGUUCCUGGUUUGGAGGGGAGUAUUGUGGGGUGGGGGCCUUGCACCAGGCGGCAACCAAAAAAUUACAGUUUCUCUGAGGACCUGUGCCGCGCGGACAGCGGGCACCAGUUUCGAGAGCAUGUUUGUGUCUCUGCCUCCAGGCUACACCUCGAAGAAGCGGGCUAUGGGGGAAGGGUACACUGUCCUUCGCAGGCCUUUCUCCUAUGACCUCAGGCAGAUUCUUCCCUUUCGGCUGCAAAACAGCUUGCCGCCAGCCUAGAGGGCACAGCUCAGACUUGGUAUGGCCUGGCCCAAACCCGAAGGGGUUGGACACCAGGUCAGUGAGACGACCGGUGCAGCGCAGGAUGGGCUCAGCCUGUGUUCCGACCACUGGGCAGGUGGGCUCAAGGAUUUGGCUCCAGAGAGCUGAUGCUUGUUCCCAACGUGUUCGCCACAUGGUCCCUCGGGGCAAGAGUUGAGCUGACCCCUGUCCCCUCCUCCCCGCUCGAGACCCGAGGGCCAGCAGGUGUGCCCCGGCCCCAGGUGCACGGAUCCCUCAUGGACGGGAUGCAAGCGCGGGCGCUGCCUGAGACCCCACUCAGGCCAGGGACGAGCUGGCAGCGGCACGUUAAAGCCCAGUCAGCUGGCGCAGGGGGCCCAAUGGCGAAGAGUGGAGCCUGGCCGGACGCCUGGUCCGCCAAGGGCCUUGCCCACCGCGCUCGCCGAGGGGGCGCCUGCGCCGCGCCGAGCAGCCCCCGUCAAAGACAAAGGAGCCGGUGGGAGGAGGGGGCAAAAGGGGGGAUGGGGCGAGGGGGCGGGGCACCACGGUGUCACGUUACCGCCCGUAGCUCCCUUUAACUCGGGCCCCGCCCCCCGCCCGCCACGGCGCGCUCGUGGGGCCGCCAAUCAGCCGCACUCGGCCGCGCGCCCCUCCCGGCCCAGGGUGUGUGCGCGCGGCCAAUGGGCGGUGCGCGGGGGCCGGGCCCCUGAGGGCGGGACGGGGCGGCAUUAACCAAUCGUCCUGGUGUUGUUGAAACUGAAAAUACUACAUUAUGCUAAUCGCGGCGGGGCCCGCGCGCGCGGGGGUGGAGCCCGUGGGUAUAAAGGGGCACAAGCGGCGGGGCGUUCCACAGGCCAAGUGCGCUGUGCUCGAGGGGUGCCGGCUAGGCCCAAUCGAGCAAGCGAGCAGGCAGGCAGGCAGCUCUGAGGGGGCGCGGCUGCAGCCAGACAGAACCAGCGAACGAGGCACGGGAGCGGUCCACCACCGACAGCCAGUACCUCGGCGAUGGACCGCCUGGUCAACGGUGAAAACUUGCCUGAGAUGGCGCGCUCGAGAGCUUGCCGUAACCUCUUCGGGCCCGUGGACCACGAGGAAGUGGGCCGCGAGCUGCGGAUGCGCCUAGCCGAGAUAUCCGCCCAGGACCAGAGUCGCUGGGACUUCAACUUCCAGGACGACGUGCCGAUCCGGGGACCCGGACGCCUGCAGUGGACCGAGCUGGACAGCGAGUCCGUGCCCGCCUUCUAUCGCGAAUCGGUGCAGGUGGGACGCUGUCGUCUGGUGCUGACGAACCAGCCCCCCCCAGUGCUCGUGGCUGUCAUCCCGCGCUCCCAGCGACGGGCCGCUGAGCCCUUCGACGGCCCGAACCAGGAUCCGGGGCAGAUGCCACCGCCCCGUGCCCCGGCGCCUACUCCGCCCCCGGCCCCUGUCGUGGCUCGGCCGCUGGCCCCGGUUCUGGCACCGGUGCUGGCACAGGCUGUGCCCCGGGCUCUGGCCCCGGUUCUGGCACCGGCGCUGGCACGGGCUGUGCCCCCGGUUUUGGCCAACGCAUUGGCCCCGCCUAUGCCGCGGGUUCUGGCUCCGGCUUUGGCUCAGCCUGUGCCCCCGCCUGUGCCCCGGGUUCUGACCCCGCCAGUGCCCCCGGUUCUGGCCUCGGCUGUGUCCCCGGCUCUGGCCCCGGCUCUGGCUCCGGCGCUGGCUCCAGUGCUGGCCCCGGCGCUGGCCCCGGCUUCGGUCUCUGCUUCCGAGCUGGACGCGGACCCGGCCCCUGACGCGGACGCGGCGCCUCAAAACAGCGCUGAGUCUGGCGCGAACGUGGCGCAGCGCGGCCCCGAGCCGCUCGCCGACUCGCUGCACUCGGGGAUUCCGGGACGUCCCGCGGCCGGCACUGCUGCGGCCGGCGCCAACGGCGCGGCGAUCAAGAAGCUGUCGGGGCCUCUCAUCUCCGAUUUCUUCGCCAAGAGAAAGAGACCUGCGCCCGAGAGCAAAUCCUCCAGCGAGGGAUGUCCCUCUGCUAGCGCGCCUGCUGGGGUUGGUGCCCCGGAGCAAACCCCGCGCAAGCGGCUGAGAUGAGCUAGUUCGGAGUCCCAGGAGCACGGGGAGCUUGUCGGGCAGCGGACGAUGGAUGAGCGCAGGGACUCGCUGGGACCGUACUUGCAGCAGCAGCCGGAGGCAGCGGCCGCAGAGCAGCCUUCAGUUUUAUUUGAAAUCUGAAAACUGUGCAAUGUAUUACUAGCUUUGCAAUGCCUAAAUAUAUUCUGCACGUGGAGUACACUGGGUCCCGGGGUGUAAAGCUUUAAGAGUCAUUUAUAUAAAAUGUUUAAUCUUUGCUGAUGCUCGACGCAAAAAAAUAAAAGAAAAAGAAAA